UCGCAUUUGUUUUGUAACAACGUGCUUGCAAGUAUGACCGAAACAGAGAAUUUCGGUUUCGUGAUCGACACCGGCGUCGACGACGAUGGCCAAAAGCUGCAGGAGGCGUUCGUUCCUCUUAAUAUCGAUUCGAAGAGCGAUUUGGGCAAAGAAGAAGAUUGUCUCAUAAAACAAUUGCUCGCCGAGUACAGAGAGGAGAAGUAUAUGAAUGCGCAGAACGAGAAGAGUCUGUCUAGCUAUGAAAAGUUCUGCAAGGAUAUGGGGUGGACGUGCUUGCAAAGAAAUAAGAGAUUGAAGAAGAAGAAUGAACUCUUCGAAACACCUAAAGGUUUAUCGGAUGAGGCCAAGAAAGUGCUAUCAAAGAGUGAGGUACUCAAGGAAGAGUUCAAAACAAAGCAUGCUGUGCCACCUGAGGAGGUUUCCAAGAGGCAGGCAAAGAAAGAGAGAAAGGUUGAGAAGGAGAAGACGAAGGGCGAUAAAUGGUACGGGUUACCAGCGACUGAAGUCACCGACGAGCUUAGGAAAGAUCUCGAGGUGCUCAAAAUGCGUUCGGUGCUGGACCCAAAGCAUUUCUACAAGAAGAACGAUCUGCAAGUGCUGCCCAAGUACUUCCAAGUGGGAAAAGUUGUGGAUUCGCCACUGGAGCACUACAGCGGCAGGUUAACGAAGAAACAGAGGAAGAGGACCAUCGUGGAUGAAUUGCUUGCUGACGCCAAUUUCCAGAGGCACAACAAGAAACGCUACCUGGACAUCAUCGACGAGAAGGCCAAAACUGACUACAAGACGUUCAACGAGCAGAGGAAGAUGAAGAAGAAAAAGAGGAAAACGGAGUGAUCAUACUUAGGUACUGUGUUAAUUGUAUAGUUUAUAUUUUCUUCUUUUACCAUAAACGUUUGUUUUACUAUAAAAUAUGACAAAAAAAAAAGGAAAUGCUUGUUUCUGAUUUGAAACCUUUCAACCCGAUCCUCGAAUCCUGUUCAAAAUAAUUCCUUCUUUUUCGAAACGAUAUAGAUUCGGAAUUUAAUAAUGUUGUUUACGGAAUUUCAAGUUUGCAUUGAUAAAUAGGAAACAGGGAAAUACCGUGACGCAAAUUAGCAAAUUCAUUUCAAUUUUAGCAAAAAGGAAAAAUAUUCGUAUAUCUGGU
Nicrophorus vespilloides is the source of this 1144-nucleotide messenger RNA. RefSeq names its product deoxynucleotidyltransferase terminal-interacting protein 2. Gene Ontology annotation, cellular component: nucleolus. The coding region runs from base 34 to 834 and encodes 266 amino acids. Gene Ontology annotation, biological process: RNA processing. Lineage: Eukaryota; Metazoa; Arthropoda; Insecta; Coleoptera; Silphidae. The record is from RefSeq and is a predicted model, not a curated record. Gene Ontology annotation, molecular function: RNA binding. The transcript has 4 exons.